AUGGGGACCAGUCUCACCGGACCUCUCGGCCUGGGCCCCAACUGCUCCUGCUCCACUGGCAGGUUCUGCUUCUGUGCCAGCUCCUGUAACUACAAAGACUACAAAUGCAACUUCUGCAGGAAGAGCUGCUGCUCCUGCUGCCCAGUUGGCUGCUCCAAGUGUGCCCAGGGCUGUGCUUGCAAAGGGGUAUCUGACACAUGUACCUGCUGUGCCUGA
This is a messenger RNA of Nannospalax galili (Upper Galilee mountains blind mole rat), 216 nucleotides long. It is a transcript of the gene Mt1hl1, whose product is annotated as metallothionein 1H like 1. The coding region runs from base 1 to 216 and encodes 71 amino acids. Lineage: Eukaryota; Metazoa; Chordata; Mammalia; Rodentia; Spalacidae. The transcript is spliced from 2 exons. The record is from RefSeq and is a predicted model, not a curated record. Gene Ontology annotation, molecular function: metal ion binding.